GUGGGUUUUGGUAUCUUUUUUUCUUUAUUUUUAAAACAUUUGCCAUUUUAUUUCAGCGGUCCCGAAUUCAGGUUUGGCUAUAUGAACAAGUAAAUAUGCGAAUAGAGGGCUGCAUAAUUGGUUUUGAUGAGUAUAUGAAUCUUGUAUUGGAUGAUGCAGAGGAGAUUCACUCUAAAACAAAGUCAAGAAAACAACUUGGCCGGAUCAUGCUAAAAGGAGACAACAUUACUCUACUACAAAGUGUCUCUAAUUAGAAGUAUAUGGUCAGUGAAGUCAGGAGGCACACAGAAAAGAAAACUUUUUUUUUCUAAGUUACACUCGCUGGGCUGCAAAUAGUUCUACACAUUUUUCCAUGUUAUUUUGAUCUUUUAUGGUAUUAUAAGAACAAUAAAUGGGAUGCUCUGGGGUUUGUUUCUAUUAAAAAAAUUCUGCAUUGAA
Molecule: messenger RNA, 438 nt
Organism: Gracilinanus agilis (Agile Gracile Mouse Opossum)
Lineage: Eukaryota; Metazoa; Chordata; Mammalia; Didelphimorphia; Didelphidae
Product: small nuclear ribonucleoprotein E-like
Exons: 3
Biological process (GO): mRNA splicing, via spliceosome; spliceosomal snRNP assembly
Cellular component (GO): U4 snRNP; U4/U6 x U5 tri-snRNP complex; precatalytic spliceosome
Molecular function (GO): RNA binding
Source: RefSeq, a predicted model, not a curated record